Molecule: messenger RNA, 1287 nt
Organism: Mytilus trossulus (common blue mussel)
Lineage: Eukaryota; Metazoa; Mollusca; Bivalvia; Mytilida; Mytilidae
Exons: 2
Coding region: 235-1287 (350 amino acids)
Source: RefSeq, a predicted model, not a curated record
AAUUGCCCAGUAGUUCUAGGGGGUUUCCUCUGUCUGGUGUGAUCUACUGGUAAAGAGCAGAGAGACCCGAAUGGUGACGUGCAUGGCCUGGUAGAAGACUGGAGAGCCCCGAAUGGAGACAUGACACAAGGGUCACGCUUGACCGGAUACAGCCUCUUCCUGACCUUGAUGAUCACGGAUAAACCUGAGAUAUACAAUCCUAGAUAAAUCCCUGUAGAAGACCAAGCCUGAAGAAUGUCGUACAAGGGAAGCAAAGUAAAGGAAGAUCCCAAGUUGGGAGGUACGUCUGACACAAAUAACAAUUUAACCAUAGCCACUAAACCCAGAGGCAGAGGAACCACCAUGGAGGGUAUUGGUGGUACCUAUGAACUAGUGUCUGGUGUUGGCCUAGUGCUAGUGGAGGAGGCCUCCGCUACAAGUAGUCUAAGAGUUCAGGGAGAACAGGCAACCUUGCCUCUACUGGAACAGGCAGUCUUGCCUCCACCACAACAGGCAACCUUGCCUCCAGCCAAAGAGACAGCCUUGUCAACCUCAAAAGAGGGUUUUUAUGACUAUAAGUGCCCUAGAAGCGGCAAGAUGGAAAGAUCCUACCUCAUCAGUCAACGGGACCAGAGAUGCCCGGUGCGUGGGUGUCCAGUGAUGACCAGGAGUGUCAAGAGCCAUGUCUUGGGGGAGCACCUUUCCUUUAUGUUUGCCCCCACUCAGGAGUUUCAUUAUAUGAGGGAUCCUUCCUUUCACCGUUACAGGGGUCACAUGGUAAUGGUCCUGGCCCAGUGGCUAACUGGUAUCAACUCUGCCACUUAUGAUGACUUGGUGCAGUUCAUCAGGAGGAACGCUAGAGUCCCGAUUGAUUAUCCCCAGGCGGGAGAAGAAAUGCCUGUGUUCCGCACAGUUUGCCGGGAGAUGGGGUGGCCUACCCAGGCCUGGUUUAAAAUAGCACCGGUGUGCAAGAUUAGCAGCCCUGUGUGCAUCCUGCACUAUCGAGUAAUGUCUAGUGUGCUACAUUUCCUUACUCCAACACAUCAAGACAUGAUGUUUACAGAAAGGUUUAUCCAGAGGGAGAACAACCUCAGCCUUGAGGUGUUACAGCAAAUGAACAAGCUGUUCAUGGCCUCACCUGUUGUGAGUGAUUUGGUUCCUGCUGGAGCUGAGUCCAGUAGCCCUGCACCUGUGGACAAGACAAACACCAUCCCAGAUGUCCCUGAGGUUGGAAAGCUCUGUGCUGCUGUGGCAGUAGCCACUAUUCAGGAAGCCAAGAAGGUAGAGAUAUUACCUAUUAGAGGAUAA